AUGUAUAGCAAUUUCAAGGAGCAAGCAAUCGAAUACGUGCGACAAGCGGUGGCGGAAGACAAUGCCGGGAACUACACGAAGGCCUUUCCUUUGUAUAUGAACGCCUUGGAGUAUUUCAAGACCCACUUGAAGUACGAAAAGAACCCAAAAAUUAAGGAGGCUAUUACUCAGAAGUUCACGGAGUAUUUACGCCGGGCUGAGGAGAUCCGGGCUGUGCUCGAUGAAGGCGGGUCUGGUCCUUCUGCUAAUGGGGACGCGGCUGUGGCCACGCGACCCAAGACCAAGCCCAAAGACGGGGGAGGAAAUGAUGGGGAGGAUGGGGACAAGGAGAAGCUGAGGGCUGGGCUGAAUUCUGCUAUCAUUAGAGAGAAGCCGAAUGUUAAGUGGAACGAUGUUGCGGGUUUGGAGAGCGCAAAGCAGGCGUUGCAGGAGGCUGUGAUUUUGCCCGUGAAAUUCCCGCAGUUUUUCACUGGAAAGAGGCGCCCAUGGAGAGCUUUUCUUUUAUAUGGUCCACCUGGAACAGGAAAGUCGUACCUAGCAAAGGCUGUUGCUACUGAAGCUGAUUCAACAUUUUUCAGUGUUUCUUCUUCAGACCUAGUUUCGAAGUGGAUGGGUGAAAGUGAAAAGCUAGUUUCAAAUCUUUUCCAAAUGGCCCGUGAAAGUGCCCCCUCUAUUAUAUUUGUUGAUGAAAUAGAUUCCCUAUGUGGCCAGCGUGGUGAAGGUAAUGAGAGUGAAGCUUCCAGACGAAUCAAAACAGAAUUGCUUGUUCAAAUGCAGGGGGUAGGACACAAUGAUGAUAAAGUUCUUGUUCUUGCAGCCACAAAUACUCCUUAUGCUCUGGAUCAGGCUAUCCGGAGACGAUUUGACAAGCGAAUAUACAUCCCUCUACCAGAUUUGAAGGCACGACAACACAUGUUCAAGGUGCAUUUGGGAGAUACCCCUCACAACUUGACCGAAAGUGAUUUCGAAGUCCUGGCUCGCAAAACAGAAGGGUUUUCUGGUUCUGAUAUUUCUGUUUGUGUUAAGGAUGUGCUAUUUGAGCCUGUACGUAAAACACAAGAUGCCAUGUUCUUCAUCAAGACUUCAAAUGGUACGUGGAUGCCGUGUGGACCAAAACAACCUGGUGCUGUCCAGAUAAGUAUGCAGGAGCUUGCUGCACAAGGACUUGCUUCUAAGAUCAUUCCACCUCCAAUAUCAAGAACAGAUUUUGAUAAGGUGCUAGCAAGACAGAAGCCAACAGUAAGCAAAGCUGACCUUGAUGUGCACGAGAGAUUCACAAAGGAGUUCGGAGAGGAAGGUUGA
This is a messenger RNA of Fraxinus pennsylvanica, 1302 nucleotides long. The record is from the annotation of a GenBank genome assembly. NCBI's taxonomy places the organism in Eukaryota, Viridiplantae, Streptophyta, Magnoliopsida, Lamiales, Oleaceae.